AUGGUCAUUAUUUCUGUCAGUGUUAUUUCAAAGGCUGGCAAGCCUCUCAUCGCUAGACAAUUCCGUGAUAUUAGCAGAGUUAGAUUGGAGGGUUUGUUGAGUGCUUUCCCAAAAUUGAUGGAUCCAAAGUCCCAACACACCUUUGUUGAAACAGACUCUGUUAGAUAUGUAUAUCAAUCAUUGGAUCAAUUAUUCCUCGUUUUGAUCACUACAAAAACUAGUAAUAUUGUUGAAGAUUUGGAAACUUUACAAUUAUUCUCUAGAAUUAUUAAAGAUAUUUGUUUCUCCAAUCAAAGAAACUCUGGAACAGGUAUUGGUGAAGAAAUUAUUAGUGAAAAUGCUUUCGAUUUAAUGUUUGCUUUUGAUGAAAUUGUAUCAUUAGGUUAUAGAGAAUCUGUAUCAUUGGGUCAAGUUAAAGAUAUUCUUAAAAUGGAUUCACAAGAAGAAAAUCUCCAAGAAGCUAUCAAACAAAGACAAAUCGAAAAUGCCCAAUCACAUGCUACAAUGAAGGCAACAGAAAUUGCUAUGCAAAUUGCAAAUAAUGGAGGAAUUCGUACUGGUGGUAUUUCAAGUGCAGAUAGAGGUAUCGGUUCAAGUGGAGGUUCAAGACCAACAGAUGUUUAUGUUCCACCAUCAAAUCAAGGAAAGUAUUCUGGUAUUGGAUCAGGAUCUCGUGAAACAUCCUCUAAUGUUACUUCAUCUUCGUCAUCAUCAUCAGGAGGCUUACCAGCACAAAAUACAUCCGAUAGAAAACUUAAGGAACAAUCUAAACCAAGCAGUCUUAAACAAAUGAUUUUGAACAGACCAAAUAGUAAGAAAGGUUCUCAUUCUUUAUUGAAUGAUCUUGUUUCUAAGGGAGAUAUUACUCCAACUAUUGCUGAAAAUACAUCAGUACCAGUUUCAACAAAGAUUGAAUCUGUUGCUGAACAACAAAAGAAAGUUAAGGUUGAAGAUAUUCACUUACAAGUUAAGGAAACUUUACAAGUUGAAACAAAUAGAGAAGGUGGAUUAAAUAGUUUGGAUGUUAAGGGUGAAAUGCACUUGGCAAUUAACGAAACUGGAAACGGUUUUAUCAAAGUUAGACUUGUAAAUGAUUUGAAGGAUGGUUUUGUUUCUAAAAUACAUCCAAAUAUUGAUAAGAAGGAAUUUAGUGAUCAACGUACUCUUGCUUUGAAGAGAACUGAUAAACCAUUCCCAACAGGUAAUCCUCUCAAGAUUUUAACAUGGCGUUCACAAGGAAACUUUGAUGAAUCUGUUUUACCUUUUACUGUAAAUUGUUGGCCAAACCCUUCUGGUGGUGAAACUACAGUCAGUAUCGAAUAUAAUUUGCAAGACACCAGUGCAGAACUCCAAAAUGUAACAAUUUCUGUACCAAUUCCAACAAAGGAAGUAUCAGUUGAAAGUGCUGAUGUUGGUACUUAUAGAGUUGAUCAAAAGAAUGGAAAGUUCAUUUGGUCAUUCGAUUUAAUUGAUUCUUCAUGUGCUAGUGGUAGCAUUGAAUUUGUAAUUAAUGAGAGAGCUGAUGAAUCAAGCUUCUUCCCUGUUGAUGUUUCAUUCACCUCUGAAUACUCAAUGUCAGGAACUGAAAUUAGAGAUGUUUUAUCUGUAACUGAUUCUUCUGAACAACGAUAUUCUGUAGAGAAAUCUUUGACUGUUGCUGAAUAUAAGAUUGUUUAAAUGUUAUGAAAUUUUGAAUAAAUUAAUGUAAUCUCUGUAAAAAUCU
Molecule: messenger RNA, 1723 nt
Organism: Naegleria gruberi
Lineage: Eukaryota; Heterolobosea; Eutetramitea; Acrasida; Naegleriidae
Product: coatomer delta subunit
Exons: 2
Coding region: 1-1677 (558 amino acids)
Biological process (GO): retrograde vesicle-mediated transport, Golgi to endoplasmic reticulum; endoplasmic reticulum to Golgi vesicle-mediated transport; Golgi localization
Cellular component (GO): COPI vesicle coat; cytosol
Source: RefSeq, a predicted model, not a curated record